AUGGGAAAGAAGGCUCUGACUAAUAUAGACAUUGGUAUUUUACUUGUGCAGGUGAAACAUGAAGAAAUCAAUGAGAUAAAGGAAGUCCAACAAGUAUUGAAAUCAGACUCAAACAUGGAUCUCAUCAUGCAACAACUGCCAAUGAAUCCUGAAGAAAUAUACAAGGGAUCCGAAAAUGGAGAAAAUGGUGAAAAGUUGUUUUCCCUCAAUGAAGUGAACGGAAAGAAAUAUCUUAUGCUUUCAGCAAAGGCGGCUGUUUACAACUAUUCUGAUGUGAAGCUUUUCAAAACAAAACCAUCAACUCAAACCAGAUUUGCAGAGGUGAUUGAGCUUCUACCACAACAAGUAUUUCAUAUCAAUUGCACCAUUAAAAGUCAAAUGUUAUCACAAGAUACAGAGUAUGCAUGUCACCUUGUCUUCAAACUUUUAGAGAAAUGCCACGGGCUGUAUUGUCCUGUGAAGGUACGAGAUCUACUCCACAGGAACAACAAAGAGGUUGGGAUUGUUUAUUUAAGAUCCCCAACCCCAUGGAAUUUACAUGAUACCAAUCAAGCCCCAAAACAUAGAGCAUAUGGAUGGAUGGAGGUUAAGGUCUGGAAAUUCAACUUAAAUCAUGAACUCAUAAAAAAUGAUGGUUUUCGUGUGAAUUUGAAGUUAAUUUGUUAUGAAGGGACUUUGUCUGGCCUUAUUGUAUGUGGCCUUGAGUUUUGGCCGACGUAA
Lactuca virosa is the source of this 720-nucleotide messenger RNA. NCBI's taxonomy places the organism in Eukaryota, Viridiplantae, Streptophyta, Magnoliopsida, Asterales, Asteraceae. The record is from the annotation of a GenBank genome assembly.